ACAGUUUUUGUUGUAGUUAAUUACCCAUUUUGUGUACUGAAUGCUUGGGAAAUUGGGCCACAGUAUCGGCCCAAUUUUGAAAUCCUUUUCUAUAAACCCUAGCGGUGGUUCGGGCGCACGAGCAGCAACGAUGGCUUCCUUUGCAGUGACUCUACUACUGCGACGCGUCCCCUCCCUCCGCGGCGCCCGGGCCCUUUCGGUGGCAUUACCGUGGCGAUGGUAUUCGAGCUUAUCUCGCGACAGUGAUUCCGACUCUACGGUCGCCUUCUCGUAUGGAAGCGAGAGCGGCUCGGACGAGUCGUCAACGCCGUUGAGGGAGAAGGAGAUCAUGAAAGACAUUGAACCUAUCCGGACCCUCGCCAAAGAUAUUCUUCACUCCAAGAGAUACAGAGAUGGGGAAUCUUUAAACGCUGAAGAUGAAAAAGAGAUCACAGAAAAAAUUCUCCAUUAUCAUCCACAUUCAGAAGAUAAGAUAGGCUGUGGCCUCUCUUCUAUAGUGGUUGAUCGACAUCCAGAGUUCAGAUAUUCUCGCUGCUUAUUUGUAGCACGAACUGAUGGUGACUUGGUAGACUUCUCUUACAAUAAGUGUCUCAAAACUUACAUCCGAAGUAAGUAUCCAUCGCAUGCUGAAUGGUUUAUUCGUAAACAUUUUGGACGGAAAUGAUUGGAACGUUUUCCAUCUACCAUCAGAGAGGUGAACCUUUUUGGUUGAUGCCAUUGUUCUCUAUCAAUAUAGACCUUUUCUUUUUUGCAGUUGUAAUGUUAUUAGUUGAUGGAUGAAAAGAUUAUAGACCUUUUUUCUUGACAAUUAUCUUGUCAAUCCAAAUGAUUGAAGCAAACUCUAAAUUAAUUUUGGUGAAUUGAGCUAGUAACAAUCA
Molecule: messenger RNA, 878 nt
Organism: Zingiber officinale
Lineage: Eukaryota; Viridiplantae; Streptophyta; Magnoliopsida; Zingiberales; Zingiberaceae
Product: protein DCL homolog, chloroplastic-like
Exons: 3
Coding region: 41-664 (207 amino acids)
Biological process (GO): chloroplast organization; chloroplast rRNA processing
Cellular component (GO): chloroplast
Source: RefSeq, a predicted model, not a curated record